AUGGACGGAUUUGAUCAAAUAGUAAAGCGGAUGGAUAGUGCCGAGCUACUCACCUUUCUCGUUGAGAUGAGUAGAAAUCUCGCAAGGAAAGAAGUGGUGCAAGAUUCCGAUUUCCACGUUUACUUGAGCCAGCUAAUCCAACUAGUUGAAAGGCAGCGGAAACUAGAACCACGGCCAGUCGUCAAAAAGAAAAAAGGCGAAGCUGCAGCACCCGCUGAGACCCCAGCUGUUGCAUCGUACAAUGUCUUUAAGCUAUUAUCGAAAAACUUGGUUACAGUGCUUCGACACCUCCCUUCAAAGAUAUACGACAUUACAAAUGAACUUUUAAACUAUCUACAGCUUGACGAACAAGGGAAAUUGACUCAAAGCUCGAAAAUUGCCAUUGUAAUAUUGAUUGACCUUUUCGACAACUUCCCGUCAAAAGUGGGCUCGUUGAUCACUUUCAGUGUAUCCCAGAUCUACAAGAUCCUCAAAAAGGACCCCACUGUCGAUGGCUACCUCAUAUACUUGUUGUACGUUGUAUCGAAACAUGCAACAAAGCAAGAUAUAGACGAGAAACUAAACACCAAGUUGGCAAAGAUAGCUACCAAGCUGCUAACGCAAGACCGCGUUAGCUUUGACAUUGAUAACCAAAAGGCCAACUCGACUGUUUUGAUCAAAAAGAACUAUGUGCUUUUUCUCAAAAACUCGUUGAUAUUGGCAGUUUCCAGCCACUAUGAGUCACUCUUGGCUGCCUCGUCCAAGUCGGGCUCAUCGAGCUCCAAGCUUAAACCAGAGACGGUCAUGAGCCAACAGUAUCAGUUUCAGCAAGCACUAUUAUCGUCGAAUGAAGCUGUGUUUGAUUAUGGGUUCGGCAACAGAGACCGCGAGAUCCGCAUUGCCAUGGUGGAUCUUGUUACCAAUUUGCUCUUGAAUUUCAUACCCGUGGGAGAUUUCCAGCCUUUUGAUUAUUUGAUCAGAGGGUACCCGUUACCAGAGUCGAAUUUCUACGACAAAAAAAAAUUGUCAAAUAUGGUUUCUGCUGAUGGCGGCGAGAUUAUAGUCGACAACAGACUGGAGAACAAUACCAUCUGGGCUCAUGACAGCGAAUUGGCAUUGAACCGUUCUUUGGAGCUCAAAUUAUUCCAGUCAAGCGUCAUCAGCACCAUUGUCUUUUACUUGCAGAUGGAACAGUUUCAAAAUCCCGACUAUUUGCAAUCUCAUUUCACUGAUUUGCUUAAUCUAAUCCUUCUCAAAUUCAGCGAUAUGAGCAGCAGUAGCAGUCUGCUGCUGCUGUCGAACGCACCUGACCUGCAAGGGAACCUUUUACUUCAGAUUCACCUGCAACUGCACCUGCACGCGCAUGUGCACGUGCAAAACACCGAUUGGAUCAAGACAGUGGAGCAUUUCAAGUUCUUGGUGGAGUAUAUCUUGGAGGAAGUCGGCACCUCGGGGAACGACAUGCUUUCAAGUUUCUUGAUUUCGAAAUUCUCAACUGACAAGGAUGCGGGGGGAGACGUGACGAUUGAUAUGCUCGAUUCGAAACUGCUCGCCAAGUCAAGAAAGAGGGACUCCAACAUCUUUGGAAUCAAGGCCCUGAAAAAUCCAAGAAGAAAAGAGCAGGCUAGUUUCAACAUCAACAUCUACAAUAACCCAUACCAGGCAUACCUUGUCUUGCUCAUGACGCGUAUUUUGAUACCAACAGGGUUGGCAUUUGAAAGCUCGGAAAAACACAUUUCAACUGAUGAUGACGUAUACAAGUCAAGUGGCUCCACCACUCAAGACGAAUUUGCAACGGCAAAUGCAGCCACCUCUGGUCCGUCCCUCCUUCAAGACUCGCUAUUUGCGUUGAUUGUGAAUGACAAUGCUUAUACCAGAAACUAUGCUUUGGAGACUUUGCUCAAAUAUGCCGAAUAUGACCAAGCGAAUAUCAACCAGUUGAUUCUCACAACUUUCAGAUUGGUGGAGCAGGCACAAAAGCAAUUGAACAAGGAAACGGACCAGGACCUGGCAAACAAGGAACAAACAAAAAAUAUAUGUGGCAUACCGGCUGUUCGACUUGUGAGUUAUUCAUUGGCAUUGCUGGCGAUUUUGAAACAAACAGAUCCUACGCUUUUGCAAAAUGCAGUAAUUGUCAAGAUUUUGACUUUUUGCACUCAAACGUUGAAGCACAACAACAACCCGAAUGAAGCAUCUAGUUGCUGGAUCAUACUCACGUCACUAGUCUCGAUUUACAAGUUUUCCGAAUACGUUAGGCUUAAUUCAUCGCAGCUUCUUGUGUUUUGGAAAAGCUUGUUGACGUCGCAAUUUAUCAGCAAUUCCACCACUACCGAUCAAAAAAGCUCAACCCAUAUCAACGAUGUAAUUGGCAACUUGAAAGUGCGGACGUUUGCUCUCACUUGCUUGUUCAAUUACGUUAUGACGGUUGAUCUUACUCCAGAGUCAUUGAAGCAGAUGCAAUUUUUGCUCACGAAAUCAUACAAUUACCUAUCCCAUUUGGAAAGUAAUAUCGAAGCUGUAGGUGCAGUGACUACCCUCGACGGCUCGAACUUCAACGACUCAAGCUUUGACCCUGAUGUGAUUGGUAACAUCUUGUACUCCAAUUAUUCUUCCAACAAGCAGUUGCCAGCCGAAAGCAUCCUCAUAAGCUUGAUCUUUAACUGCAAAAAGGUGAUUUUGCAAGGCUUCACCCAAUUGGCUGUCUUGUUGAAAAGUGAAAUCAACUCUAAUGUGGUGAUUUUUUUAAUUAAAAUGUUUAGCGACCACCGCUUGUUUGCGAGAAAUAGCUCAAUUGGACAAGAGAGACUUGUCAAGUCAAAGGCCAAAACAUCGCCCAAGGUCUUGGAAGAAAUUGGGGAUGAACUACUUUACUUGGAUGAGGAUUAUAAUCACGCAUUUGGAGUGACGAGUUUGCUCUCGUAUGACAGGGGGGCCUGUAUUGAAGAAAAAUCAUUAUUGUUGAAGUUUGGCGGUACACAUGCGCAUGACAACGACAAAGUUUCUUCCGCUAAAGGGUCCAGGUCCAUUGCUAAAACCAGAGCGGCCGAACGCGGUAAAAAAUUGCGACUUGAUCUGAACCCUGCGCAUUAUUGGUUUGACGGUUUUGAUAAGACGGCAUAUGCGUCGAGAGCUUCUUCAAUCAAUAACGACCCCAAUGGAUUCCACACUCAGCUGCUGCUGCUGCUGCUGCUGCUGCCGUACUCAACAUCAAUGAGUCAAGGCUCACCAGCAUUGAUGACUUCAUUAGUCGAUUCAUCGAUCCAGCUAUUCUUCUUGCUGUUCCCUUUCCUAACGACCAAGAUACAGUUCUCAUUGUUGGAGCAAAUCAGAAACUCAUUGACUGCACACCCAAUAGAUGCUCUUCGGCUUAAAGCAAUCCAAAUCAAUGUUUCAGUGGCAUUACACGGGGUUGCGCAAAAUGCCGUUGAGAACUCAACCACAUUUGACAAGGAUAUUGUUUCGACGAUUUGCGAAAUCAUCAAAAAGAUUGAGGUUGAAAAUAGACAACUCAUCAUGUUAAACUCUUCGACUAUUGGCUUGUGCGCCUUGUUGAUGAGCAAGGAUCAGAUCCACGGCGAAAUCACCAAUUUGGUCAAUGAUAUUGUCACUCGUGACGACCCGUACAGAAGAGGGUUUCUCAUAUUGGCAUUGUCGGAAAUUUACUACCACACAAAAGUUGGGUUUGGAGAGACUUUCAACGUGUUAUCACAGUUGAUCAACGAUCCUAAUCCAGUAUUGUACUAUUACACACUUAAGUCGUUCAUUGUGAUUUUUGAUACAAACGCCGACAAGCUCUCGUUGAUCCCGGAGGUGUUGUCCAAAAUCUUUGGCAAUUUUGUGGACAACUCUUUCAAUGACGAUUUGAAUAGCAAAGUUUUGGUAAAUUUGAGAACUCGAUAUGGUGCAGUCGGCGGCAUUGCACAGUUAUUGAAACUAUUCGUCACGUCGCUCGGACCUUCUUUGCGGGAGUGGAACCAACGCCUGAAACUCCAGCUACGAGACUUGAUUAUAUGUUUGAGCCAUGGGAUUGGUUCAGUUACAUUGUUUGACUAUGCGCAGGUGUACAAGCAAUUGAUGAACAUUUUUAAAGAGUUGAUAAUUUUUGAUCCAAAUUUGAUAGAAGAAGAAGUUGAACUCUUCACUGACCUUUUGAGGUUGAUCAUAUCAAAGAAUCUCAAAAUUUCCGUGACAAGCGUUUCGCCAACGUCGCUCAACAGUGACUCGAUAUUCCCAUUCAAUGCGAGCUACGACUUGUACUCGGCCGCUUAUGAGUGCUUUUACGAACUAUUGAAAAUUUAUGGCGCCAAGAUCAUUUCCAGCGAAACGGAGUUUUUGCUUUGGGUUUCCAUGAAUAUCAUGCCGUGCCCUGAGCUCGAGCGGUUGAUCAUGCACUGGAUAGAAAUAGACCAGGACAAGAACUGGUUCAACACAUUGAAUGCCUUGUUCAAAUCGAGCAUGAAAAAAGUUGUUGGUCCUUUCCUUGAGCUGAACUACCAGGAAAAGCUUUUGCCCUUGCUGCAGAGGCAAAAAAAACAGAAUGUCAACAGCGGGGUUGAUCUCAAGGAUGAUGAAAACGAGGUUAUCGUGGGGGACGAUGACGCAGUGGCUGAGAAAAAUGAGCCAAUAUCUUGGAAAUUCAAACAAUUUAUCUUUGAAGCCUUGAACCAUUUGUUAUCACUAGCCUACCAGAAUCCAGAGUUGGUUGAAAAGUUGAAAAAUAGGAUCCCCGAUAUAGUCAAGCUUUCAUUUUUAGGAAUCACCUCGUCAGUAACGGAACUGAAGUUGAGGGGACUUGACUUGUUGAACUCCGCCUUGGAGCUCUUUGGAGACUUGGAAGACCCCUUGUACCCAUCGGGAUCUAUUUUGGAGCAACAGCAGGCGCAAAUCAUUAGUGCGCUCGUUCCUUGUUUCACACCAGGGAAUGACUAUACUAUAAUUGUUCACGCAGUCAAAGUUUCUUCAAACUUUAUGAACUUGCCUAGAAUCAAGUACUAUUCGAAAAAGCGAAUUCUCAAGACGUUGAUUGAGUUGUUGGAGGAGCUCUCGUCGAACAAAUUUGUCAAGUUUGACUUUCUUGAAAACAUGUCCGAGUUUGGCAAGAAAAGUAUCCAAUUGGCAAGUCUCAAUUGCUGGGCCGUGCUCAAGAUACAGUCGUAUCAAGAUAUAGACGGCACAGAGGAAAAAGAGUUUAGGGAAGUGUUGGCAAAAUACUCGCUGUUGCUAACGUCAUUAUGGAUACAAGCCUUGAGGGAGUUUUCGACCAUAAAAUACAGCGAAUCCACGAGCAAAGAGUUGGACAUUUACGCUGAUUACUGGAUCAAUCUUGUGAGCGUGCUAAGCGCCGAGUCCGAGGCAAACUCCAGCAUGAUUGACGACGCAUUAGCUGGGGACACGCAAAAUUUCUUUUUCAUAAUGUUUAGUCAGUGUGUGGAGUCUUUGAUCAAGGGCAAAAACGUUGCCCAGAUAUUGAAAUGCGUGCAGAAAUUGAUGAGAAACGAAAGUUUGGUGGAAUUGGUAUUCGACGAUCAGCUUUUCGGCGAGGUUAUUGUCGUGUUUGACAGAUUGAUGUUGGUUGAUGACAAUACCGAAGUCCAAUGUCUUUUGUUGGACACCUUGGAGGCCACUUUCGAAACUUUUGUUUGCUCUCACCAGUCGAAUAUCGAAGUGGGAUUUGAUAAGCUAUUUGAAAUUGUGAGAGUCACCAUGCUUCCGUUGUUUAGAAUCCUACCAUUUAUCAAGUCAAACUUUGACUCCAAUGAUGCCAGCCACACCAUCUUGAUGAAGCAUGCCGAGAGCGCAUCCAAUUUGAUUGUUUUAAAGAAAUGCUUUGAGAUCUUGACCAAGAUUAUUGCCCUUUUACCCGACUUUGUCAAGCCAGACCUUUACUCAUGUUUGCUUUAUAUUUUUGCAAAAAUCUACGAAAGCAAGAAAAUCUUUUUGAUCUCAGUGAUUAUCCCCCACUUGAAGCAGGUCAUUGCCGACUCCAAAAAGUUGGGACCAGAACCAACUGCCGUUUUUCAUCUGAUAGUCACCAACUACUAUGAAGUCGACGCCUCGUUGACCUAUACAGUUAUCACUUCAGUGAUUCUCGUCACAACCGGCGGUCUCGAAUUGGACGAGGCAGACUCGACCAAGUUGAGCGAUGCCUUGAUUACACUCUUGGAUAAACCCGAGACGGCUUCGUUGGCCAUCAAGUGCAUAAAAUCGCUCGUUCAGCAAAAUGACCGGGCUAGUCUGUUUGUCGUCAAGAAGCUCAUUACUCAUUUAGUCAACAUUGCAAGCGGGAUGCAGAAGGAAGGACAAGAAGAUAAAGAAGAAAAAGAGGGAGGAGCAAACACGGAUCCGAAAAUUAUAAUCGAGAUCUUGAUGUUGUUUGCCAAGACUAUCGCCGGUGAUUCCGACAAGCAAGAGGCUCUCUAUUCGAUCUUGUUGCCCGUAUUGGUUCAAAAUGACGCUGGCUUGGACAAGACCUAUCUUCAUGACAAAUUGAUGUAUUUGGUUAGAUUGGACACCAAAGUUUUCAAGGAGAUUGUCAAUAAGAGCUUGAGCUCUGAACAAAAGAGCUUGAUUGAGAGUAGCAUCAAGAUGAACAACAGGUCGAGCUCGCAUGAUAUUGAUCAGUUGCCGCAAAUUGAAUUGAAAAGUUUCGAUUGA
Molecule: messenger RNA, 6633 nt
Organism: Lodderomyces beijingensis
Lineage: Eukaryota; Fungi; Ascomycota; Pichiomycetes; Serinales; Debaryomycetaceae
Source: the annotation of a GenBank genome assembly